GCAUCGGCCCAGCAGUGCCCAUUCACAGAUGCUCCCACACAGCUUUGGGGUUACAUUAUCCCAUGUGUAGGAUUUUAUUAACUAUCCCGGUUAAUUUUAUUAACUCCUUACCCUGGCUACAGAGGGAAAAGCUGGAAUAGCGAGGGGCGGUGGAGCAGAAGGGAAUGGGCUUUGUCCCACUGCCCAGCCCAGGGGCGGUGCAGCCAGGGCUUCCAGUGCCGCUGGUGCUACAGCCCUCGCUCCUCGCCCAGUGUUUGCUGGCGCAGGGGGAAAGCCAUCCCCUGCAGGGGCUUGUCGGCACCCAGUGCCAUGUGGGGUCUGCUGCUCUGCGGGGGCUGCCUGCUGGCCACCAGCUACCUGGCAGGUGCUUUGGGCGGUUGCUCGCACCAGUGCUGCCCGGGCAGGAACAAUGCCUGCUGGGCCCCAGGCACCCGUCGGGCUCGCUGCUACUGCGACUCGUACUGUGAGAGGACAGGCGACUGCUGUGAGGACUACCAUGCUGCGUGCCACCGUGCCGCGGUGGGCUGUGUGGUGGGGCCCUGGGGGCCGUGGAGUGGGUGCAGCUCCCUUUGUGGGGUUGGCAGUGAGGCCCGCAGCCGCCAGGUCACCGUCCCGCCCCGGCACGGAGGGGAGCCCUGUCCUGACCUCAAGCAGCGCCGCGGGUGCCUAGGAGAGCACCCAGUCUGUGGGGCAGCCAAAGAAGUGGCCAAGAUAUUACCUGAUUCCUUCAGUCGAGACUUCAGGGAUCCCUGGCGGGGAGCCGGACAGCUACUGCCACAGGAGCCCUCUGGCUACUGCGGCUAUUUUCGCCUGACACAGGUAAAGCCACCCUGCCGUGGGCAGGCCUGGAGCCGCCAGCUGCACCGGGACAAGCGGGUGUGUGUCAAGUGCCGGGGAAACACAUCCCACCGCCGUCCACAUUGCACGGGACAUGGGCUGCAAGGAGCCAGGACAUUUUGGGUAGCUGCUUCCGUGGCAGGGUGCCAGGGCUUGUGGGUGCAGGAGGGGCUGCAGGAGGUUUGUGUCUGCCCCCCACCAGCUCUCAUCUUUGUGUAGCAUUGCACCCAGAAGGUGAGGUGAGCCCUCCCCACCACUGCUCCUUGCUGGGGAGGGAGAAUGAAAUAAAAACAUGGUGUCUUUUUUAAUUUCAGCCUUCUGCAGGCUUGCUGCUCGCCCUCAGAACUGACUCCCUGUGUUCGCCAUUAAGUAUUUUUGGUUGAAGAAUGGGAACCCUGCUUAUAAAGAUUAAAAAUAAGGGAAUUGCUAGAGUAUGGUAAUUAAUGGAGGAAGAAUAUAAUGCUGAGGUGAAAUCUGGGUGAGAUGAUGACGCAGCAGUGACAUGGGGGGACUACGUGAUGAUGUUAUGCUCCAUUGUGACCUCAUGCCAUGCAACGAGCUGCCAUUGGGGAGCUACAUGAGGGUGUAGGAGCAUCCUCCCUCUGUGUGUUCUGGCUGGCUGAGCUGCAGAGCGCCAUGGGUUGAGCUGUGAAGGGCAGCUUAGCUGUGUGUGGUGGUUUGCAGAGAGAAAUUAAACGUAGGCACCUUAAAGACUUCAUGUGGGCAAUGAUGCUGGUGGGCGUCCAGGUUCAGCUGCAGGCCUCAGCCGCCCCCACUGGAGGGAGUGGGGAUGGGCUGGGUGAUGCUGGGCUGUAAUGCCAUUGCCUGGCAUGAUGUGACCUUGCUGGUAAGCCCCCUGGUCCGGCCUUGGCGGGUGUUACAGCCAAGACGCUGUGCCAGUUGCUUCAGCACCUGCCUGCACCCCCAAACCAUUCCCUGGGUGACUUCACCCUCACCCCUGCCAAGCACAGCACCUCCUCCUGCAGAGAUCACCUGUAUUCAGACAUGGCUGCCUGCAGUGAAUGGUGGUGUCCGAGCCCUACGCUGCCACAGCUGAGAAAUGUGGGGAGCUCUGAGCCAUUAAGCACCCCCAUGGAACUGGAGUGAAUGGGCCAGAGGAGACAGGGGUGGCGGCAGAGGGCUGCUAUGCCUGCACCAUGAGUACCUAUCCAUGAGCCUUAGGGGCAUGACCCACCAUACCAGGACUGGCCCAUGCCGGGCUGGCUGAGAGCCCCUUGGCAGGCAGCAGAGAGCCCAAGGUCGGUGCAGCUCCUGGUCUGGGAAAGGAGGUGGGAGGAAGAAGGCGGCUCAUGGCAUUGUCCUCAUCCCAUGGGACCCUGGCUGCUGGUGGCCUGCCAGUGGCUAUGCCAGGGAGGAGCAGCGGGCUGUCCCCGUCCCUGCAGAGGGAAGUGUGCCUAGCCCAUAGACCUAGGCACCCUCCAAGCCCCGUUGUAAAGGUGGCAAGCAGGGCCUGGAAUAAACUUGAUGCUCACUUAAAGUGGGCGCCUCCUCUGCUUGGCCCCCACACCCUCCCUUGGCCCCACAACCCACCUGUUUGCUGGAGAGGUUCCUGGGCACCAUCUCUGGCAGCGGGGGAGGGCCAAAACCCUCCAAAUUUGGGGCUCUUGGGAAAGCUAAAUCUGCCUCUAUUUGUGCUGCCUGAAAGAAAAUAAACCUCCAUUCUCAUGCCCAAAAUCAAAAGCCAGCAAUUUUUAUGUUGUGGAAAAGCGCUGAAAAAAACCCCAAAUGGAAUAAUAUAGAAAAUUUCCUAAUUUUGGGAAAACAUGCCUGAGCUCCAGCAUUGGCUUCUGCUCACCAGCUGGCAGCAGCGAGGGCACUGACGUGCGCUGUACUGUACAUGCGCAGCUCUGCAGGUGCAGUGUGGCCUUUCCUCGCAAGGACACAGCAGCGAGCACAGUAGGACUGUGCACUGGGUGUACUGGUGGUCCCAGCUCAAGACUUUUCCACUAAAGGCCGGUACUGCAGCUGGGGUGACAUCUGCUGUCCCGUCGGGCCUGUCUCCCUUGGGCCCCCCGCCUGCCCAUCUCGGACCCGCCUCCUGCCUUCCCUGGCCCCCACCUAAAGCCUGCCUUGGCCUUUUCUCCUGCCCGUUUAGGCCAUGCCUUCUGGCCCUCCCUGGUCUGCCUCCCCCUCCCUUCGGCCCUGCCUCUCACCCUUCUUGGCCCAGUCUCCCGCCCUGCAUUGCUCCUGCCUCCUGGCCUUCCUUGGCCCCGCCGUGCACUGCCGUGGAGGUGCUGGUUCACAUGCAGCCGCAGCGGCUGGUGCCCCUCGAGCUACGGGAACCUCGCAUGCCCUCAAAAUGCCUGGCCCCAGGGACACUGCGGAGGGACCAAGCCACGCAAUGGUUUUAUUUUGUGCUGUUGCACACCAAUCUAUAAAGUUUUUAAAGAGAAGAAGUUGGAUUUGCAUGUGGUGAAGCAGCUGGACCACAUCAAGGUGAGCAGCGGGCGGCGGGGCAUUGUGGGAUCGGAGGCGGGUAUCUGGGCCUAGCUCUCUGCAGGCUCUCUUCAGCCUGAGGGGGUUUGGGGUGCGGAGAAAGAAAGGCCAGAACAGUGAUAAGAAAGCGGGGCCUAGGCCGUGCCAGUGCUGCCCCGCAGAGAUGCAGGGCCAGUCUCUCCAAAGUUUCCCAGAGUUCCCUGAAACUGCCCGUGGGGCCCUGAGGGUGCCAGGCUGUGGGGUGGCUGCCACUACCCCUGCCCUUCAGCAUGGCCCAGGGAGGCUGCAGAAGGAGUGGGGAAGCAGCUGAUUUGGGGCCCGACACAGAGACUAGGUCUUGUGCUCCUGGGGCUGGCAAACAGGGUCAUGUGGCUGGUUUUGAGGCUUCAGAAAGAGAGGGAGUCGUGUGGCUUUGGGCUAAGGAGCAGGGGUUGAUUCUGGCGUUUUGGGGACUUGAGCAAGAGGCUUAGCAGGUGGGUUUUGGGGCUCAGAAAGAGGCACUCAGUGAUGUAGUUUGGGUGCAGCAGCAGAAGUCAUUUUGGCUGGUUUUGCAGAGGGGGGGCAGGAGGGCAUUGGGGGCUGCAGGGGAAAGCAGGGCAUGGACGGGGUGCAGGGAGGCCUCCGGAGGCAGAGGGUCUGGUCACAUUGGACCCUGAAGUUUGGGAGGCUGGCACGCACCUGCCUGAACUCGACAUCUGAGGUGGUCUGUGGGGGGGAAAGGCACUUUUCAGACCCUGCAUGCCCUCUUCGAGUCUAGCUCUUCUUUGUACAUUGCUUAGGAUAGUUAUUAAGUAAUUAGUUGUACAACCUAGUUAACGUUUAUACCACCUAUAGCGGUGAUGUUUAAUCGUAAUGCUUGAGAUCCGGCAGUGAUUGACUGACAAUGUAGUUGAAAGCCCAGACCAGUGCAAACAGCUGUAGCUUGCGGAGAGAAGGAGCUGAAAUGGACUGGUGCAGAGCCUGGGCUUGGAUUAGAGGUGUGGCAAGCAGGAGGUGCAGCGAGAUGGAGUGCCCGCUGCCUGGAGCGUGCAUUAGCUGGAGGCAAGGCUGCUAGCAGUAGUAGGGAGUGGGAGCUGCCAUGAGCUGGAGCAUUUUUUAUUAGCAUGUGGUGUCAGUGUAGUUUAUUUUUGAGCACUUUAAUGCCAGUAGAAACAUAGUGAAUGAAACACAAUGGAAAUGGAUGUGUCACUUGAUUUUUAUUCUUUUAUUUUUAUUUUUUUUUUAAUUCAAGUAGUGAUGUCAUGUUUUUCUAUGGCUCUGUCUACAUUGUUCCAUGGAGCCUUCAGUCUAGGACUUUUAAGUAAAAAUGGUUUGUUGUUCCAGGAAAGGACCAGUCCUUCCUAGAGCUGAGAUGUAGACUUGGAGGGUCUCUUAAGGACAUGAUCAGAGUGAAAGCCAAAUUUCAGCCAACAUUGCUGCUACUGUUCUUCACUUUUGUUAAUGCCCCCACAGCUCUCUCAUGGGUGGGAGCUCUGAUUCACAAUCUUUUUUCAGUCUCUAACACAUUUUUUUUCCCUAAGGAGACAAUACGUUUAAAAGUUACUGAGUUUCCUCCCAGAUGUGCCAGUGACUACCAUUGAGUUACAAUUAUUAAAAGCACAAAAGGGGCACACUCUUAGAGAUGGGGACUAUUUCUGGACACGCGUUAAUCCCGUGCAGGUAUUCUCAGGAUACAGAUUGCCUGUGCUUCCUGCUCUGACAAGACAGCAUGCUGACUGGGAUGAGCCCCUGAAGACAAAAAAGAGGCCAGGUGCUGGGGUUUUUGUUUCUUUGUUUGUUUGUUUUGUGGGGAUGGGGGCAUGUGGUUUCCAAAACAGGGUGGGAGGUUGACUGCAGGUGGCAGCCUGCAGAGCUCUUUCGCUGCCUGACCUCACCUUUUCUUUUUCACUCCUCUUUCAUGGCAUCUGUGCUAAAAGCAGUCGAGGUCAAAGAAGAGACGUGGACAAAACGGGACGAACUUGCGCCACUUCUGCCUGUUUUCCAGGCUUUGCCACAAAGCAAGGAGCAUCAGCAGCCUUGUCACUGGUAACUGUGAGUCCUGAUGUGGUUUUGGAGAGUCAAACCUUCCAGGAACGUCCUUUGUCUGUAGCCUGCAGCAUGUCAUUUGGACAUCAGUCGGAAGGAGAUUUUCCUAAAGGGAACGGGUUUCUCAUUCCAAGCAGUUGCCUUUUCUGAAGUUCCCACGAUAAGCGGAUCCUCGGGGAUGAUGCGCUGGGCAGCGGAAGUCAUCAGCAAUGAGACGUUGCGCAGUCUAUUAAAUAAGGAAAAAAAAAAAAAAAGCCCUUCUAAAGGCCCAAGCGCAGCACAUCUUCCAA
Messenger RNA from Calidris pugnax (ruff), 5609 nucleotides. RefSeq names its product somatomedin-B and thrombospondin type-1 domain-containing protein-like. The coding region runs from base 310 to 1056 and encodes 248 amino acids. The transcript is spliced from 5 exons. The record is from RefSeq and is a predicted model, not a curated record. NCBI's taxonomy places the organism in Eukaryota, Metazoa, Chordata, Aves, Charadriiformes, Scolopacidae.